CUAUUUUUCCUUCAGCAAAUGAUGAAAGUUUUUGUGUAUCUUCAGCAACAAAAAAAUUCAGUUAAGUACUGUUCAAUUGUAGCCUAAAAUGGAUAAGACGAACGGAUACAUUCCCGAAAGCAGUGGCGUAAAGAUGGAGCCGAAAGAAACGAACAUUUAUCGGCGAAAAUUAUCAUCUUAUAUCAUCGCUUUGAGACCAUGGUCGUUCUCAGCAAGCAUGACACCUGUCGCGUUAGGAUGUGCUUUGUGUUAUAAGAUGACGAGCCAUUUCGAUGUAUUCGUCGUAGUUUUGACUUUUUUAACCAUACUAGCAGUCCAUGCUGCAGGAAACUUGGUUAACACUUAUUAUGAUUACAUUAAAGGAAUUGACAGUAAAAUAUCCGAUGAUAGGACAUUAGUUGAUCAAGUUUUAACAUCCCAUGAAGUGGUCCGCCUAGGUGCAUUGUCCUAUGUUGUUGGAUGCAUUGGUUUAUGUGGAUUGGUUUUCAUGUCUUCAGGUUCAUUGGUGCAACUUUCGUUGCUUUUCUUUGGCGGCCUUUCUGCUUCAUUUCUGUACACCGGUGGAUUUGCCUUGAAAUAUUAUGCCCUUGGUGAUCUGGUGGUAGUUAUUACAUUCGGACCUUUGGCAGUGCUGUUUGCAUACGUGGCCCAAUGUGGUAGUUUCUCAUGGAUGCCACUGUUAUAUGCUAUACCACUUGUGCUAAACACAGAAUCUAUCUUACACAGCAACAACACAAGAGAUAUAAAACAAGACCAAUUGAAAGGAAUUGUAACUCUAGCUAUUAUACUUGGUCAACAUGGAUCAUAUAUUUUAUUCAUGUUUCUGUUGUUUACACCAUAUGUGGUAUUUGCUGUACUAGCUGUGAAUUCUAGUUUUGCUUUUUUCUUGCCGUUAAUCACAUUAAGAGUCGCCUUUGACUUGGACAGACAAUUCAGAGAGCGAAACUUUGAAACAUUGCCUCAGAGAACUGCCAAGUUGAACUUGUAUUUAGGGUUAAUGUAUGUACUAAGCAUUUUACUAGCAGUUCAUUAAAGUAUUUAUUGUAUUAUUGAUGCAUAACCCUUAUUAUGUCAGGUGAUAGUAUUUUAUUAUUAUAUAUGUGCUAUGAUUCAAGCCCUGUUUACAUGACACCCA
This is a messenger RNA of Dendronephthya gigantea, 1135 nucleotides long. RefSeq names its product ubiA prenyltransferase domain-containing protein 1-like. Gene Ontology annotation, molecular function: prenyltransferase activity. Lineage: Eukaryota; Metazoa; Cnidaria; Anthozoa; Malacalcyonacea; Nephtheidae. The record is from RefSeq and is a predicted model, not a curated record. Gene Ontology annotation, biological process: menaquinone biosynthetic process; vitamin K biosynthetic process. The transcript has a single exon. Gene Ontology annotation, cellular component: Golgi membrane; endoplasmic reticulum. The coding region runs from base 89 to 1033 and encodes 314 amino acids.